This is a messenger RNA of Colossoma macropomum (tambaqui), 3232 nucleotides long. RefSeq names its product LIM-domain binding 1b (gene ldb1b). The record is from RefSeq and is a predicted model, not a curated record. The coding region runs from base 346 to 1584 and encodes 412 amino acids. The transcript is spliced from 11 exons. Gene Ontology annotation, cellular component: nucleus; transcription regulator complex. NCBI's taxonomy places the organism in Eukaryota, Metazoa, Chordata, Actinopteri, Characiformes, Serrasalmidae. Gene Ontology annotation, biological process: nervous system development; positive regulation of transcription by RNA polymerase II; negative regulation of transcription by RNA polymerase II. Gene Ontology annotation, molecular function: LIM domain binding.
UCUCACUCUCUUUCUGUGCUCUCAUUCCUUUGUGCUCUCGUUCUUUUUUUAACCUUUCCCUCCCUCCGUCCCUCUCACGUUCUCACACACUCUCGCCCUCCCUCUCUCUCUCUCUCUCUCUCCCUCCUCGGUGUGCAUACGUGCGUGUGUGGACCUUUUGGAAAACAGACGCCCAUGUGAGCAGCAGCAGCAGCGGAGCCAGGCAGGCAGGCAGGCAGGCAGCGGCUGAAGCAGGAGCUGAAAAGAGAAAAGAGCGGAGAAAGGAGGAGAAAAGGAGAGAAGAAGUGAGGGAGUCGUACCACCAUUCGCUCGGAGCAGCGGCGGCAGGGACAGGCAUGUGAGAAGAUGUCCGUGGGAGGCUGCGCGUGUCCGGGCUGUUCCUCCAAGUCAUUCAAGCUGUACUCCCCAAAGGAGCCCCCCAACGGUAGCGCCUUUCCCCCCUUCCAUCCCGGCACCAUGCUGGACAGAGACGUGGGCCCAACGCCCAUGUACCCACCAACAUACCUAGAGCCUGGGAUAGGGAGGCACACGCCGUAUGGGAACCAGACAGACUACAGGAUAUUUGAGCUCAACAAACGGCUACAGAACUGGACAGAGGAGUGUGAUAACCUGUGGUGGGAUGCCUUCACCACAGAGUUUUUUGAAGAUGAUGCCAUGCUGACAAUCACCUUCUGUCUAGAAGACGGCCCCAAGCGAUACACAAUUGGCCGGACAUUGAUUCCUCGUUAUUUCCGCAGUAUAUUUGAAGGAGGUGCUACUGAGCUCUACUAUGUGCUAAAACACCCUAAAGAGUCCUUCCACAAUAACUUUGUCUCUUUGGACUGUGACCAGUGUACGAUGGUCACUCAGAAUGGCAAGCCUAUGUUCACACAGGUCUGUGUGGAGGGGCGUUUGUACCUGGAAUUCAUGUUUGAUGACAUGAUGAGGAUAAAGACGUGGCACUUCAGCAUAAGGCAGCACAGAGAGCUCAUCCCCCGCAGCAUCCUGGCUAUGCAUGCCCAGGACCCGCAGAUGGUGGACCAGCUGUCUAAGAACAUCACAAGAUGCGGCCUCUCCAACUCCACUCUAAACUACCUCCGACUGUGUGUGAUAUUGGAGCCAAUGCAGGAGCUCAUGUCCAGGCAUAAGACGUACAGCCUGAGCCCCAGGGACUGUCUAAAGACGUGCCUGUUCCAGAAGUGGCAGAGGAUGGUAGCUCCACCAGCGGAACCAGCGCGACAGGCACCCAACAAGCGGCGGAAGCGUAAGAUCUCAGGCGGAAGCACCAUGAGUGCAGGAGGAGGCACCACCAACAACAACAACAGCAAGAAGAAAAGCCCUGCUGGCAGCUUCCCUCUCUCUAGCCAAGUACCUGACGUGAUGGUUGUGGGUGAGCCCACUCUGAUGGGAGGGGAGUUUGGCGAUGAAGAUGAGCGCCUGAUCACACGGCUCGAGAACACACAGUUUGAUGCGGCCAAUGGCAUCGACGACGAGGACAGCUUCAACAACUCUCCCGCGCUGGGUGCCAACAGCCCCUGGAACAACAAGGCUCCGUCCAGUCAGGAGAGUAAGAGCGACAACCCCACCUCGCAAGCCUCUCAGUGAGACUCAGGGCGGGAGGGGUGGGAAAGUGAAGGGGGGGUGGGUUCACGGAGGAGGUGGGGCGUAAGGAGGUGGCAGCGAGGUUGCGGAAGACUGACUCACUCAUGUACACACAAGAACCACAUACACAAAAAACGGCGGCCAUCCAUUUCGCCCCGUCUCAGCGCCCUGGAGGAAUGAGCGAGAUGGAGACUGAGGGCCAGAGGAAUGAAAGCUGGGACGUUUAAAUGUGAAUGAAGCAGAUAAUCGUAUUGGGUUUUAAUAUUAAUACAGUAGCCGUGAAGUUGUUGGCGUUUUAUGGUCCGAGAGCUUCUCCAAGGAAGGUGUAGAUAGUUCAUAUUGUUUAAGUUAAGGAAGGAGUUGGUUGUUUCAUCCUCAGAGGAGAAGACCAACAUAUAAAACGCCAGCAAAGCGUACACAUACACGCUCUCAAACUGGCAAAAGGUGAAGGCUGAUAUCUGCCUGCUCUGAAACCCAACCCAUUCUGGAGCAGGAGCGGGAAUACUUUCAUUCAAACCAUUCCCUGCUGUUAGGGGAAUAUUUGGACUAAUGUCGCAACACAUGAAACCCAGUACACCACCACCGCCACCACGCUGUAGAACAGCCCGGAAAUGGUCGAGGUUUUAAAAAGGGGGAGAUGGAGAGCAUUUAAAAACGAAGCAUUUUGGAAAAUUUUAUCUGCAUUUUAUACCAGCCUCUAUUUCCCUAGAAUGUUUUUAUUUGAUUUUUUUUUUACCGACAUUGAAAGCUACAGACCAAGGAGCUACGAGGACUUUAAAGGUCCUUAAAAUCUCAACCCUCAAAUUAUAUUGGUUUGUAUUAUUUUUAAAAAAGAGAGUAAUUUAGUGUGGGCUUUUGUUUCAUUUUGUGUACUUGUGCUUGUAUAUUUAAGGUAGUAGCAAAGUUCUGUAUAACUGUAUGGAAAUGUAUUCUUCCUUAGCAUUACCUAAAGCCAUUCUGAUCCGAUGUGUAAAAAAAGAAAAAAAAGUGAAAAGAAAAAAACACAGACCUGUCUUCUUUUCCCCCUGCUCUCCCCUAAUUUUAUGAACUUGUGUAAUUGAUUGAUUCAGAAAAGGGCACCGUCACGCCGGAUUGAUCUGUGUGUCCAUGGUCUGAGUGUAUGCUGUACAUGAAGGCCAACCAAAAGCGUAAAAAUGAUGGUAUCAGCCAUUAUGUGACAAUGAGGAUUUCAAGGCCUGUACGAGCAAAUUAGAUAGCAUCGCUCCACUAUGUAUAUUAGCCAAUGUGAUUUAUUGAUCCAUUGUCUCUGUCUUCAGGUCGUUCUGUCAAAUAACCUGUACGAACAGGUUAUUUUGUUAAGUGCAUGUCAGCAUAGACAAGUCCUUAACUUGUGUGGACCAUGUUUCAGUUACCAUGUGGAGACAGAAAUCUAAGUCUACCUAUUCAUUAAAUCCAUUGGUCAUUUUUGUAUUCUUUUUUUAAUUGGUACCCUGCCCAGUUUAAAUCAUUUCCAUUAAAAUUGUGAGAUUUCUGCCAGCCCUGCACUUGUAAUUGAAACUAAAUGGUGAUCUGUCCCUCUUCUAACCCAGUAGACACCCCUUCUUUGAUAUAUCUAUUUUUUUCUUAGUUUCUGCCCUUGACUAAAUUAAUGUAUGUACCAAUAAAAUAUGAAUUUUCACUUUAAACGAGA